Molecule: messenger RNA, 720 nt
Organism: Zingiber officinale
Lineage: Eukaryota; Viridiplantae; Streptophyta; Magnoliopsida; Zingiberales; Zingiberaceae
Exons: 4
Coding region: 1-720 (239 amino acids)
Molecular function (GO): protein dimerization activity
Source: RefSeq, a predicted model, not a curated record
AUGAAGCAGCAAUCCAGCAAAGCUUGGCGUCGCCCACUGGACAAAAACGAAGCAGAAAAGCUCGGCGUCACCCACUGGACAAAAACGAAGCAGCAAUUCAGUAAAGCUCGGCAUCACCCAUUGGACAAAAACGAAGCAGCAAAGCUCGACGUCGCCCACUGGACAAAAAUGAAGCAGCGAGAUAAAGUCAACACAUUUUGUGAGUUGAAUGAGAUCCCAGUGCCGGAUAUGAAAGACAAUUGUUUAAUUGGUGGUCGUAGUAGACGUAGAAGGCAAGUCAUCACCAAUUUGCAUUAUUAUCGUGUGGAGAUUUUCUAUCAAGUUGUUGAUUCAGUUAUACAAGAGAUGAAUACUCAUUCUUCAAAAGUUGGCACAGAAUUGCUUAGUUGUAUAGCAUGUCUUCAUCCAAGAAAUUCUUUUUCUGAAUUCAAUGUUCAGAAACUUGAUCCAAAUUUUUUUGGAAUUGAAGAUUUGGGGAGUUUUACUCAGAAAAUUGUUGAAACUCUAAAAAAUCAAGCUUAUCCAUUGGUUUAUCGUCUGAUUGAGAUGACAUUAGUUUUACCAGUUGCGACCGCUUCUGUUGAAAGAGUAUUUUCUGCGAUGAAGAUGAUAAAGACUGAUUUACGAAACAGAAUGGGAGACGAGUGGAUGGAUGACAGUCUAGUUGUAUACAUCGAGAAAGAUAUCUUUUCAACAAUUGAAAAUGAGCAAAUAUUGUAG